This is a messenger RNA of Cordyceps fumosorosea ARSEF 2679, 294 nucleotides long. RefSeq lists its product as hypothetical. The transcript has a single exon. The coding region runs from base 1 to 294 and encodes 97 amino acids. The record is from RefSeq and is a predicted model, not a curated record. NCBI's taxonomy places the organism in Eukaryota, Fungi, Ascomycota, Sordariomycetes, Hypocreales, Cordycipitaceae.
AUGCCCGCGGGAGACAGCUCUGCCUCGUACGGUUCAGCAUCCUCGUCCUCGGCCACCUCGUCCGCCUGCGACUCCGACUCUUCCUCUGCCACAUCGUCCACCACCUCGGCUGCCUUCACCAUGGAAUCGGCCGCACACCCUCCCGUCGCCUCGGUCCAGGUCCUGCGCUGCAUGCGCUGCGCCCGCGCCGUCGAGACCACCAGCACCGACGACAUUGCCACGGCCGGCAUGGUCCGCAUCUCCCACAACCUCUACUACUGCGAGCGCUGCGCCAAGGCGGUCGGCUACAAAUAA